AUGUAAGGUCUUACAUUGACAUCAACAUACACCAUGCCAGGGUCGCUGGUAACCCGUGGCUGGUGACCUGUGGCCUGUGAGUUGUGACCGAAGAUGCAGAACUUCACCGGCGGCUCGGCGGCCGUGCCGGUCACCCAGGUGGAACUGACCCUGUCAUGUCGACACCUGGCGGACAUGGACGUGUUCUCCAAGUCGGACCCGAUGGUGGUCGUCUCGGUGGCACCGUUCGGCUCGUCAGCACGCGACAGACGCUGGGACGAGUACAAGCGCACCGAGGUGGUGCAGGAUAACCUGAACCCCGACUUUGCCACCAAGGUGCCCAUCGCCUACCGGUUCGAGGAGCAGCAGUUUCUGCGGUUCGACGUGUACGACGUGGACUCGUCGUCUGCCCGGCUGGAGGAGCACGACUUCCUGGGCCGGCGCGAGUGCACGCUCGGCGAGCUGGUGUCGGCGCGCGUCUCCGAGCUGCGGCUGCAGGGCGGCCCGCCCAGCGGCGCGCAGCCGGCCACGCUGAUCGUGCACGCCGAGGAGAUGCUGGGCUCCAAGGAGGAGGCGGUGCUGCAGUUCUGCGGCAGGAAGCUGGACAAAAAGGACUGGCUGUGGGGCAAGUCGGACCCGUACCUGGAGCUGUUCAGGUCGACCGAGGAGGGUCAGUGGGUGCUCGUCUCGCGCACGGAGGUGCUCAAACGGACGCUGAACCCCGACUGGCGGCCGGUGACCGUGUCGGUGGGCUCGCUGUGUAACGGCGACUACCAGCGCAACAUCCGUGCCCUCUGCUGGGACUGGAACGCCAGCGGCACGCCCGACCUCAUCGGCGAGUGCUUCUUCACGCUGCAGCAGCUGCGCGACGCCACCAAACCGGCCGCCUUCGACUGCAUCAACAAGGAGAAACAGGCGCGGAAGGGCUCCUCGUACCGAAACUCCGGCCAGAUCAUCCUGCAGAGCUGCCAGAUCCGCGUGCAGCACACGUUCCUGGACUACAUCCAGGGCGGCACCGAGCUGGCCUGCACCAUCGCCAUCGACUUCACAGCGUCCAACGGUAACCCCAUGCAGCCGGACUCGCUGCACUACCUGGGCCGGGACGCCGCCGGGCGUAUCAGUAACCCGUACGUGACGGCGCUACGGGCGGUCGGUAACAUCAUCCAGGACUACGACAGCGACAAACAGUUCCCCGUGCUCGGCUUCGGCGCGCGCGUGCCGCCGGCCGGCAUCGUCAGCCACGAGUUCUUCGUCAACAUCGGAGCCGAGACGCCGUUCUGCUACGGAAUCGAAGGGGUGGUGGCCGCCUACGAGCGCUGCCUGCCCCAGAUCCAGCUGUACGGACCGACCAACUUCGCCCCGGUGAUCCAGCACGUGGCAAACUUUGCCAGCCGGUACCGCGACGGCAGCCAGUACUUCAUCCUGCUCAUCAUCACCGACGGUGUCAUCACCGACAUGCCGCAGACCAAACAGGAUGCGUCUUACGCUGGUUUUAGCAAGUCCGAGCUGUUGAGAGCGUCGACGGAGCGACUUCUUGGGACUGGCAAUGACGGAAUUUCGCACGGCCGCGAUGGUCUCUGGGGACUUUGAAACCGAUGCUGGCCUGCCGCUGCUGCCCCUGCGAUUGUGAGCGCCUCCAGCCUGCCGCUGUCCAUCAUUAUCGUGGGCGUGGGCGGCGCCGAGUUCGACGCCAUGGAGGAGCUGGACGGUGACGAGGUGCGUCUGACGGCCGGCGGCCGCGCCGCGCAGCGCGACAUCGUGCAGUUCGUGCCGCUGCGCCGGCUGUCGGGCGGCGACCCGGCCGCCGUCAGGACCCGGCUGGCGCGCGAGGUGCUGGCAGAGGUGCCGGCACAGUUCCUCGGCUACAUGCGCAGCGCCGGCAUCCAGCCGCAGCCGCCGCGCGCCGCGCCCGUUCCCCUGCCGCCCGACCCGCAGCUGGUCUGAGGCCGAUCGAACGGAGACCUGACCUGACGUGGAUAUUAUGGGCGCUCCCCGACCUCUGGGUGACUGGCAUCCCGUGUGUCCAAUGUGUCCGGUGUGUCCUGUCUGGUGUGCCCCCGGCUCCCCUUGUACCCACCCCACCCCACCCCGGGGGUCCUCGCCAGACUAGGGGCGGCGCUCGCCCGCUGGGCUGGGCCCUGUUUCACCGGUGAUAGCAGCAAGCUGCUAUCACGUUUCGCGAGCUGACGUCAUGUCGUGACGCCAUACUGUUGUCGUAAUGGGUAGUUCCGGCGCACGAUUGCCGCGACCUUGGCGGCGGCAUUAAGUGACGUAUGAGCCUAAAAGUAAGAGUUUACGCAGUCAUGAUAGUAUAUAUAUUUUUGAUAUAUAAUUUUUCAAUAUGAUGUAUUUAAAAGAAGUUGGGUUUAGGAAAAAUUUGGACAUUAACUUCGAACAUUUAGCUGAUGACGUAAAACAAUAUUGCGGCAAUCGUGCGCCAGAAUUGCCCCUUACGUCAGCAGUAUGACGUCAUCACAUUACGUCAGCUCGCGCAAUUUGAUAGCAGCGUGCUGCUAUCACCGGUGAAACAGGGCCCUGGACUCCUGUGUGCGUGUCUGUGUGCGUGUGGGCGGGGACGCUGUCAAGUCGGGACUGCCGGCGGUCAGUUUAAGUCCCCGACCUGUCAGAUGUGCAUUUGGGUUUCCGUGGAUGAUGUACUUAGUAAUAUCGAAAUGUGAUGCAGCCAAGGGAUAUUGUUGAAGAGGCCAUAUAGCUGUUGUCCUGUGUGCUUAAUCAGACGAUUUUAUUUACUUGUUUUAUUUUUGUCGUGGAUGAAUGCUGACUGUGGUCCGAUUUGAAUGGGUUGUUGUUACGAUAUUUGUUUAAAUGUCAGCCUUUAUUAAUCUGGGACGUACCGAUACUGCUCGCCACUGUCGCUCAAUUUGCAGCCGUUUCGCACAGCUCGCGCUGCCGUUUAUAAUUCGAGGGUCCAACACGCGUCUGCUGCGCACAGAUGUGACGCGCCUUAAUCACUUCAGUAGCUGCCCCGCUGCCCGUGCUCCGUGCUCCGCAGGUGACCUGUGAGGUCAGAUAGAGCCCGCUAGCGGUGUGCCAUCUACCGUUUGUAGCCAAGUAGCUUGAUGAAGGGCCUAGACCCGUCAGCGGGACCCCGUGACCAUACUCUCAGACUCACCCCAGGGCAGUGGUGUCUUCAUGUGGCGUGCCUCAGAUGGGGCGGGCUCUCGGGGCACGCCGCCGCCGCUAAGGUCACUCACACACCCUCGGCUAACGCCACAAACUCAAAUACGCACCGAGCCCGCGCCCGAUGUUGCUGUGCCAACCGUAGCCCUAAGUGAGAAACCUUGCUGGUUUUUGCAACGGCUGAGCUUCGUUGUGAGGUUAAAUUUAGGUGUUGGUCGACUGGACAUAUUCCUACCAGUGGCACACGUCUCUUUAUUGAGGCUGGCUACGCAAAAUCACCCUGUGUUACAUAGGGUUGAGGUCGGAGUCAUUUCAUCUGAUGAAUUCCUUUUUGUGGAGCAUGAAAAUAGUCCAACUUCUAUCAAACUUGUCGGAUAAACUAGAAUUAUAUAUAGAAUAAAUUCGUAGUUGGUGAUUUCAGUAGAACCGUUUUUCCACAGCUCUGUGACUGGGCUUCUGUGCGUUUCCACGAGUUUCCAUCUAUAGCAUAAUUGCUGCGUCGUUCAAAUGUAUCCCGUUGCCGUCAUACAAGGGCGGUGGGUGACCCCGCGGGAUCUCCCUCACCUAAUUGGGAAGGGUAUGACGCAGCGCAGCUCCGUACCGGUACUAGCCGUAUUUAAUGGAGUACACCUGCUGCUGCUGGGAUGCUGCUGGGGUGAAAGAAUUCUGUUGCCUUGUGGGGUACACACGUCCGUGUCUGUGGGAGUAUAUGUCUGUCUGUUCGUAUCCCCACUUUCCAACACUACCCCGUGGUCAGUACAAGGUUGUGUGUACUUAUAGCAUUGCUUUGGUGUCUCGAUGUGCAAUAGGGUGUGCUUUGAUGGAUUGUUGUCGCUCGCGUGCCGUGUGUGUGAGCCCGCGGGUGUGCGUCCCGACCCAGCCCUCCCGGCCGGCCCGCCAGUCCUCUCGCUCCAGCCGGGCCCCGACGAUGGACGGGUCGCCGCCGCCGGCCGCUGCAGCUGCCCGCGGUGAGCUCUGUUUACGCUUUGGCCGCUGCGGCGUCUGGGUGCUUCCUCAACGCUCUGAAUGUGUGAGCAGAGCUGUGAUUGACCUGUCCGCCAGCCUCAACCCGUUGACGUGCCGCAGCGCAGGCGGAGGCUGUUGUCAUGUCUCGUCAGAACGCUGACUGGUGUGUUAUGUGGGCACUGAGUUAACCGGCUGCUUUCAUGUCUCGCCAUGGAGCGCUGUGAUCUGUUUGGACCGCGGGCUGCAGCUGCCCCUUCUCGGGGCGUUUGGCGGCGCUCUUUCGCACUUGCCUGUCUAGCCACGCGACCAGUUACUCCCUAUUCCUCAUAUUCUUGAUUCACAUGUAUUUUUGCUACUGCUUUACUGCGUCGGCGUGCGCCACCCGCUCGCUGUGUCGCGCAGAUGAAUCGAACUACGUGCGCUUUAACUGCCUGCCUGUCAUUACCGUGCCUAUUACAGUUCACCUCAGGGACUGUGGGGCAUCAAUGGGGUUUCUGUGAAAUACACAUCAACGAAUCA
Molecule: messenger RNA, 4605 nt
Organism: Amphibalanus amphitrite
Lineage: Eukaryota; Metazoa; Arthropoda; Thecostraca; Balanomorpha; Balanidae
Product: copine-8-like
Exons: 9
Coding region: 94-1569 (491 amino acids)
Biological process (GO): cellular response to calcium ion
Cellular component (GO): plasma membrane
Molecular function (GO): calcium-dependent phospholipid binding
Source: RefSeq, a predicted model, not a curated record